GGAGGCGCCUGUCUGGCCCAGGGAGACAGGGGAUGUACCGUGGGGGUACCUGAACUUCGGGCAUCGCAGGGUUUACUGCGACUAUCGGAAACAUUUGUGGUACACUCGCCAGUCCGAUGCGCGCCGCUGCGUAGGCGGCCGGGAGCCGCGGCCAAGCCAUGAGCGGCGACAUGACGCUGCGCUACCAGCGCCAGCUGGACGCCCGCUGGCAGCAGGUGGACAUCCAGGAGGUGUUCACGCGCGACGGCCUCUGCCGGCUCUGGAACCAGCUGCUGACCGACGGCGAGCUGACGGGCGCCUUUAGCGACGGCCUUGUCAACGCCGCCGGCGCCGUCGCCAGGAAAGGCGAAAGCGGUCACUUCUACUGCGGCGCGCGCUCGCUGACAUGUCCAUGCUGCGACGGCAUCUGCGGCCCUGGCUAUGGCUGCAACUGUGAACCGUGCCAGCAGCUGGACCGCGAGAUGGGCGGCGAGCAGGCCAGCGAGACCACCAGCUGCCUCUCGGCCUGCCGGAUCCGGCAGCGCGUGGCCGUGGUGCAGCGCUGCUUCAGCGCCCUACGACCGCAGCCGGCCGCCCCGCCGGCCGACGCCUCCUCCUCGCCGGCCUCCAGCACGGUGGUCUCGGGCCGCUGUUUGGGAGCCCGGGAGCCGCCAGCCCACAGUCUGGCCCGGGUCGGCUCCCGCGCCGCCAUGGGUUUCGCCAUCGCCUUCCUCCGGCGGGCCUGGAGGUCAGGAGAGGAUGCCGACAUUUGCUCCGAUCUACUUAAGGAGUCUCUGGACGCGUUGCGGUACCUGCCUGAGGGCAAUCUGUUCGACGAGGAGUCGGUGUCGCCCGUCUGGCUGGAGGUGGUCGACAAGGCCAAUCGCUUCCUGCGCUCCGUCGUGCUCGGUGAGGUGGGCGGCGUGCCCACGGCGGACCGGCACCUGGCGCUGUCGCUGUUGCUGGAGCUGGCCGCCCAACGAGCUGCGCUCAGCCAGAUACUCAGCGUGGUGCUGCUCAUCCUGCAGAUCUGGCACGACGCCGGACACACGGCCGCCGACAACAGGACGCGUCGGCACGGUAGCAGCGCGCCCCUGCUGCCCGUGCUGCACCGACUGCAGGCAGCGGCGGCCGCCGCGGCCGGCCAGGGUUCAGCCGCCGCCGCCGCCGCCCCUCACGAGCUGACGCCGGCCGCCCUGUCUCCGACCGAGGUGUUCCUGCGCCUGCUGGAGCUGCCGUCCGACCCAGAGCUGCACGUGGACCUGCGCCAGGUGGCCGUGGUGCUGCUGUGCCUGCUGGACCGGAUGGCGGCGCCGCUGCAGCCCGACAACACCGCCGCCAAGACGCCGGCCGCCGCCAGCCUCAGCCGCGUGGAGGGACUGGCCGACCUCCGAGUCAAGCAGAUGGCCUGCGGCGAGCAGGCGGCUCUGCUGCUGGCACACACGGGCGCCGUCUACCUGGUGGUGUACGGCGCCGACAAACAGUCGCUGGCGCCGGUGGAGGGCCUAGCUGACAAGGAGGUGGUCCACGUGUCGGCCCACCCGGAGGGGCAGCACUACAUGGCGGUCACCGCGCACGGCGAGCUGCUGUCCUGGGGUAACGGCGACGGCGGCCGGCUGGGCCACGGCGACUGCCAGUCCCUGGAGGCGCCCGCCCUGGUGGUGGCGCUCACCGGCAAACACGUGACCUGCUGCAGCUGCGGCAGCACUUACAGCGCUGCUCUGACCAGCUGCGGCGAGCUGUACACCUGGGGCCGCGGCAACUACGGCCGACUGGGUCAUGGCAACUUUGAGGACUGCCACCUGCCCACUCUGGUGCAGGCUCUCACCGGUCACCGCGUGGUGGACGUCUGCUGUGGCUCGGGCGACGCGCACACGGUGGCCGUCACGGACGCUGGCCUCGUCUACACCUGGGGCGACGGCGACUACGGCAAGCUGGGCCGCGGCGGCAGCGAAGGCUCGCGCGUGCCGCAGCUGGUGGAGCGGCUGCAGGGGGCACGCGUAGUGCGCGCCGUCAGCGGCGCCCAGUUCUCGGCGGCGCUCACCGACGCCGGCGUCGUCUACACCGGGGGCAAGGGCGACACGUUCCGACUGGGCCACGGCACCGAGGAGCACGCCAGGUUCCCGCUCAAGGUUGAGGCGCUCGCAGGGAAGAAGGUGCGCCAGCUGUCGGUGGGCGUGACGACGUGUGUGGCGGUGACGGAGGAGGGCCUGGUGUACUGCUGGGGCCGCGGCGUGGCCGGCCGGCCGUCGGUCCUGCCCGGCCCAGCGCCACUGGCAGAGCUGGCCGGCCGCACCGUUCUGGGCGUCUGCUGCGGCCCGCUACAGCUGUUCGCCUGGUCGCCGGGCGCGGAGAGCAAGGUGAGCCGCCGCGUGCCGUUCGUGGUGGACGCCAGCGAGGCGACGUUCGUCUAUCUGGAGCGGCUGAUGGAGAGGGCUGCGCCACCGGCCGCCGCCGCCGCCCGGCCGCCCACCCAGGAGGACGAGUGCAUGAUGGUGGCUGCGCUCCGGCUGCUCACGCUGCAGCUGCACGCGGCCAUCACGCACGGCCUGGACCUGUCGUCACUGGGGCUGGCGGCCGGCAGCCGGCUGCUGACUGCGCUCAAGAGCCGCGUGGUGGAGCUGGCUAGCGGCGGCGGCGUGCUCGGCUCGGUGCAGGCAGCCGCCCAGGCCACGCUCAAGGUCGGGUGGAGCGCGCUGCUGCCCACCGCCGAGGAGCGCGCCAAGACGCUCUCUACCCUGCUGCCACACGCCGGCUGUGAGGUGGGAUCGCCCAGCGCUGGCCGGCUCUUCAUGACCGACCUGCUCGUCUCGUCGCUGAUGGCCGACGGCGGGCUGGAGACGGCCCUGCGCGCCGCCGUCAAAGUGGAGGUGCAGGACCUGGAGGAGGGCGGCGAGAAGGAGGUGCUGCUGUCGCAGAUGAUGACCGAGCAGGCCCAGCUGGAGGCCGAGACCAAGCGGUCGCAGAGUGCCAGCGGCCAGAAGCCGCCCAUCCCGCUGCUGCAUCUGGUCAAACAGCUGCUCAGGAACAUCUCGUCGCAGACGCUGUACCGGCUGCAGGCGGUGUCGACGGCCGACUCGGCUCUGUCACAGUCUGCGUCGGAGCUGCCGCCGCCGCCGCCGCCGCCCUCCACCGGCGGCAGCGGCCUCCAGCGCUCGGCCUCGCUCGACCUGCUGACGCGCUUCCAGCGGCUGCUGCUGAAGCGCGAGCGGCACGACCGCGGCGCCGGCUCGCUGCUCGGCAAGUACGUCCAGCUGCUGAUGGUGUACGUCAACGACACGCUGUCGGUGGCGUGCGGCGUGGCCGCCGCCGGCUGCAAGCAGUUCGCCCUGGUUUCGGCCACGCUCAGGGACGACAUUGUCGGCGUGCUGGUGCCGGAGCUGGUGCUGUGUCUGCUGAUGCUGCAGCAGCGCAGCCCGGUGCUGCGCUGCCCGCACCUGUCCGGGCCACUGCUGCCGCUGCUCGACACGCUCGACCGCUUCAAUCGGCUGGCGCCCGGCGCCGAGCGCGAGGACACCGAGGACCUCGCCUGGCCCGGCAUCAUCGGCGCCUCGCACUCGACCCACUCGGUGCGCUCCAGCGACGAAGUGCCCGUGAUCAGGCGCGCCGACAUAGAGAACCACAACCGCGACGGCGGCCUCUGGCUCCUCAUCGCCGGCAAGGUGUACGACGUGCAGGACUUCAAGCGGCGCCAGCACUCGGCCCAGGCGCUGGACACGCUGCGGGGCCUGUUCGUGACGGUGGACUCGAGCACGCUCUCAUCGCCGCUGGUGGACGCCGAGCGGUCGCUGGCGCUGCUGCUGGGUCUGCAGGCGCACACGUUGUACCGCAGCGCGCCGCCGCAGCCGGCCGAGCUGCAGGCGCAGGCGCUGCUUGACAGCGGCGUGUUCGACGGCGGACUGGCGCGAGGCGUCUCUCAGGGACUGGACGACGCCGACAAGGACCGUGAGACCACCAAUUCCCCCUUCAAGGCUCACAUGGACUCAUCCGCCAUGGAGGAUACUGUCAAACUGAUUCUAGCGUAUGCGGAGGGCAUUGAUGAGGACGAGGGCGUGCAGCGGCUGAGCAGUGCCAUCUCUGGGCACUGCGACAAGUUCCACCUGCGGAUGCCGCUACAGGUGUCGCCCGACCACCCGGUGGAGCAGGUGGGCCGCCGGCUGCUGGCAGCCGUGCUGCCGGCGGCGGGGCCGGACGGCGAGGCGACCGAGCCGCGAGAGCUGCCGGAGCCGCUGCCGGAGCUGCUGCGGAUCGUGCAGCGGACCAAGCUCUCGCUGAUCCGCACGCGACAGCAGCUCGACUCCAGCUACAAGGAGGUCUGCGCCGAGCCCAUGGACAAGUGCCGGUUCCUGCUGUACAAGAUGCGGCCGCUGUCGUGCGCGGCGGCGCGCGCCGCCUCUGGCCGUCGCCUACUGCACCGCUCCGAAAAGUUCGAGGAAGACCGCUCCGAGAAGGUGGGCGAUGAGGAUCUCUCGGAGAAGCUGGUGGCGGAGGACCGGUCAGAGAAGCUGGUAGACGAGGAUCGCUCUGAGAAGCUGCUCGACGAAGAUCGCUCCGAGAAGCUGGUGGACGAAGACCGUUCGGAGAAGCUAGAAGAGGACGACCCGUCCGAGAAGCGCUCCGGCGGCGGGGUGGGGAGUCACGACAACCGAAGAGACGAGGCCCCCGAACAGGUGGUGAAGGACGCACUGUCGUGCGACUCGGAGCCUGGGGCAGCCGCUGCCGUCCGCGUCGUGCCCGGCAAGCUGGCGCUCAAGCUGGAGAUGAUGGAGACGACAGAGACUUGGACGCCCGCAGCGUGCGGGCCCAAGCGCGAGCACAUCGCCUCGGGCGCAGCGCUGCCAGAGUCGUCGCCUGUCGAUGUGCUCGAGAUUGCUAACAAGAUCGCCGCGUUCGUGACCCAGACCUCGGUGGACGUCGGCGUGGUGCAGAAAGCUCUCACAUGCCAGAUGGAGCGGGCCGGCCUGCGCCUGCGCGGUCUGGACAUGGUGCACGGCCUGCUGGCCAAGACGCACCUGGUGGCGUCAGCGCGCGUCCACCUGCUGAUGGGCUGGCUCGGCCUGGGACCCACGCUCAAGGCCAGCCACACGCCGCUGCCGUCGUGUCUGGACGGCGUGCGUCGUAGCCGGCCGUACGAGCGGGCACAGCUGCUGGUGCAGCACGGCCGGCUGCAGCAGCUGGCCGCUCAUCAGCUGCGCCAGCUGGCGGCCGACGCCGAGCAGCAGUUCCGCGGCCGUAGCUGCAAGUCCACUCGGCUCAAGGAGAACCUCAACCACAUGGACCAGAACGGCCUCUCGACGCUGCCGUCGGCCAGGUUCCUGCUGCCGCUGCUGGCUGUCCUGAGCGGGGAGCAUGGCCCGGACGUGGGCUCGAUGCUGGUCAGCUCCGGCCUGCUGGCCACGGCGCAGACCCUGCUCCGGCUGCUCGGUCCGGACCCGUCCGGUGGGCCGGAGGAGCCGCUCUCGGUGCCGGCCAUUCUGGAGGAGACGGUCGAGCGGCAGCGCUCGCCGCAGUACCAGCUCACCGGGCCCGAGAUGGCCGCGCUCAUGAAGAUAGGCACGCGCGUCGUGCGCGGCGAGGACUGGAAGUGGGGUGACCAGGACGGGCCGCCGUCCGGCGAGGGCGUCGUCAUCGGAGAGCUGGGCGAGGACGGCUGGAUCCGCGUCCAGUGGGACAACGGCUCGGCCAACUCCUACCGCAUGGGCAAGGAGGGCCGCUACGACCUCAAGCUGGCCGACGUGCCGCAGCCGCUCUCCUCCGACGACGAGGACGACGACGACGACCUCACGGCCACAGAGGCGCCAUCCGAGAGCCGACAGCCGACCAGCCUGUUCCGCCAGAGCUGCCUGCGGUUGCUGCAGGCCCACACGCUGGCGGCCGGCCUGCACGGCGAGGCGACGGCGCCCGCCAGCGUGCAUCGGCUCACGGCGCUCAUCAGGGACAUUGUCAGGCACGGCCGCACGGAGCCGGCCUCGCCUCUGCAGGAGCCGGAAGCGUCGCUGCACACGCAGCACCGCAGCUGGGCCACGCUGCCGCUGGUGCGGGCCGUGGCGGGCUGCUCGCCGGCCGUACAGCGCGCCCUCUGCCGGCCCGCCUGGCUCACCCUGCUGCUCGACAGGCUCGAGCCGCACGUGCCGGUGGAGGCCCAGCUGCAGAGCGUGCUGCUGCUGUCCUCAUGCCUGGCCGCCUGCCGCGAGCCGGACCAGAUGCGCGCCCUGCUGCACCGCCUGCUGACGCGCAUGGGGGAGGCCAUGCUGACUGGUGCCAACGAGGCCAAGCUGGCGCACGGCGGGGACGGCCUGGUGCGCGCCGGCGGACGCCAUUCCCUGACCGCGUCGCUGACCUCGACGCUGGCCGAGGAGGUGGUGGCGCUGGUGCGUCGGCUUCACGCGCUGCCCCACUGGACGGCCGUCACCAGCCAGUACCUGGCCGACUGCGUGGCGGCGCUGCCCGCCCAGCCGGCCGCUGAUAAUGAGGCGCCAGCCGAGUCGCCUCCGGACGACGCCUCUGGAGACUACCGCCAGGCGGCGCUGCUGGCGGCCGUCUCCGUCGUCGGCGGCGUCGACCCGCGGCCGCGGCUGGGCGGCCUGGUCCGUGUCGGAGCCGACAACCGUGGCCUGGUGGUGCGGCUGGGCGUGCAGAAGCUGUUCGUGCGCCUGCUGUGCUCGGGCGAGCUGAAGCGGCUGCCGGUGGCGGCCGUCGUCGGCCUUCCGUCCGUGCCGCCCACCGUCGAGAGGUUCCCGACGUCGGAUGACUUUAUCCAGAUGUGGGCCAACCUGCUGCUGUUCGCCAUGGAGGCCCCACGGGCGGAGCAGAUCAAGUCGCCGAUGCAGGCAGCGGCCGUCAGCCGCGCCGGCGUGCGCCAGCAACAGCAGCAGGUGGCGGCGCUGGCCGCCUGCCGCCAGCUGACGGGGCGGCAGCAGCUGCUGCGCCGCGUCCUGCAGAGCCGGCAGCUGCUGCAGCGGCUCACGGCCGUCGCCACUCAGCCCAGUCCGGUCAAAACCGGGUACAGCCCGCUCGAGAUCGAGGUGGCAGCUCUGGCGCUAUCGCAGCAGCUGGCGUACGACCUGCACCACGCGCGCCCGGAGCUGGGCGCGGCCGACACGCCGUCGCUGGGUGCGUCACCGCCGCCCAGCGAGGUGGUGCGCCAGCUGAUUGAGAUGGGCUUCGUGCGCCGCACGGUGGAGCGCGCCCAGCAGUGCAUGGACGGCGCCCCGAGCGCGGAGUCGGUGGUGGCCUGGAUCCUGGAGCACCUGCCCACCAGCGGCUCCAGCUCCGACUCCGAGGAAAGCUCCCUCUCCUCCGACGACGAGCGCGAGGAGGAGGAGGACGACGACGAGGACACGAGCACCUCCGACUCGGCGGCCGCCGGCGCCACCGGCUACCAGGCGCCCGUGCAGCCGGGCCCGGCCGAGGCGUUCCGCCGGCGCCACCAGUUCGCCUCGAACGACGACUACGCCCUGUACGUGCGCACGCACAUCGCCGUGGGGCUGACGGUGCGCUGCUGCCGCUCCUACGAGGAGGUGCACGAGGGCGACGUCGGCACCGUGGUCAAGCUGGACCGCGACGGCCUGCACGACCUCAACGUCCAGGUCAACUGGCAGCGCAAGGUGGGCACCUACUGGGUGCGCUACAUCCACGUGGAACUGUUGGGCGUGGCGGCCGUGGCGGCGGCCACCACGCACGUGCGCGUCGGUGAUCGUGUGCGCGUGCGACCGGCCGUCCACACGCCCAAGUACAAGUGGGGCUCGGUCACCCACCGCAGCAUCGGCAUCGUCACAGGCAUCAGCAGCAACGGCCGGGACGUGACCAUCGACUUCCCGCAGCAGGGCAACUGGACGGGCCUGCUGACCGAGAUCGAGCCCGUGCCCACCAGCCACCCGGGCGUCAGCUGCGCCGUCUGCGCCGCCGCCCCCAUAGCUGCGGCACCCUACGGCAAGCUGGCCGCCGUCACCGUUGCGCCGCACGAGACCUGGGUCACGCUGCUUUACGACCUGGCCGAGUACCACCAGUACAUCGAGAUCACAGUGCGCGAGUGUCGCGAGGGCGGGCAUCGACUGUCGCGGCACGCCCUGGUGCACGGCCGACAGCGGACCGACGACGAGACGGGCGCGCACCGUUGUCCUGGCCAGCGACGGCCGAGGAGGUCGCUCCGACUGGGGCCCAUCGUCUCGUAG
Pollicipes pollicipes is the source of this 8153-nucleotide messenger RNA. RefSeq names its product E3 ubiquitin-protein ligase HERC2. The transcript is spliced from 55 exons. The record is from RefSeq and is a predicted model, not a curated record. Gene Ontology annotation, biological process: protein ubiquitination. Gene Ontology annotation, molecular function: ubiquitin-protein transferase activity; metal ion binding. Lineage: Eukaryota; Metazoa; Arthropoda; Thecostraca; Pollicipedomorpha; Pollicipedidae. The coding region runs from base 159 to 8153 and encodes 2664 amino acids.